Budorcas taxicolor (takin) is the source of this 3691-nucleotide messenger RNA. It is a transcript of the gene SCN3B, whose product is annotated as sodium voltage-gated channel beta subunit 3. Gene Ontology annotation, cellular component: voltage-gated sodium channel complex. The coding region runs from base 216 to 863 and encodes 215 amino acids. The transcript has 6 exons. Gene Ontology annotation, biological process: ventricular cardiac muscle cell action potential; regulation of heart rate by cardiac conduction; sodium ion transport. The record is from RefSeq and is a predicted model, not a curated record. Gene Ontology annotation, molecular function: sodium channel regulator activity. Lineage: Eukaryota; Metazoa; Chordata; Mammalia; Artiodactyla; Bovidae.
GGUCCGCUAGGGUGGCUUGGAGCUGAAACCCCCGCUUGUCUCCAAAACCCCGCAGAGCCUCUCCAGUCACCGGCGCUUGGCCUUUAUUUCAGUCAGAAAGUCGCCUCCUUGGGCCAGUUCGUCCCAGAGGGUUUCCUCGAAAGUCUCUGAGAGGGAGCCGUUGUUGACCCAGGGAAUCUCUGUUUAGCCCCGGAAGCCACCCGCUGAAAAAAAAGAUGCCUGCCUUCAACAGAUUGUUUCCCCUGGCUUCCCUUCUGCUCAUCUUGUGGGUCGGCGUCUGCUUCCCCGUGUGUGUGGAAGUGCCCUCGGAGACCGAGGCGGUUCAGGGCAACCCCAUGAAGCUGCGCUGCAUCUCCUGCAUGAAGAGGGAGGAGGUGGAGGCCACCACGGUGGUGGAAUGGUUCUACAGGCCCGAGGGCGGUAAAGAUUUCCUUAUCUACGAGUAUCGGAACGGCCACCAGGAGGUGGAGAGCCCCUUCCAGGGGCGUCUGCAGUGGAACGGGAGCAAAGACUUGCAGGACGUGUCCAUCACUGUGCUCAACGUCACCCUGAAUGACUCUGGCCUCUACACCUGCAACGUGUCCCGGGAGUUUGAGUUCGAGGCACAUCGCCCCUUCGUGAAGACUACUCGGCUGAUCCCCCUUCGUGUUACCGAGGAGGCUGGAGAGGACUUCACCUCUGUGGUCUCAGAAAUCAUGAUGUACAUCCUCCUGGUCUUCCUCACCCUGUGGCUGCUCAUUGAGAUGAUAUAUUGCUACAGGAAGGUCUCGAAGGCCGAAGAGGCAGCCCAAGAAAAUGCGUCUGACUACCUGGCCAUCCCGUCGGAGAACAAAGAGAACUCUGCAGUCCCAGUGGAGGAAUAAAAGGGGUCAACUUGAGGUGUUAGGAGAGCAGAUGAACACUGCAGAAAUCUUGGUGAAUAUCUCGUUUCACUUUGAAUGACUGGUUACGUGUGAUGUCCUUAGCACUCUGUGAUGGGAGGGGGAAGGAUGCUUUGGGAUGGGUGGUGAGAUGAAAUGACUUGGAUCUGAUGAACAACAUACCCCCAGAUCAGAGGGAACUUCUGGGGGGAAGAUCCUGCUCCCUUGGCCUUGGGUCUCACCUGAGAAACUCAGUUCAUCUCUGCCAUCCCAGGGAAGAGUGCCUGAAAUAAGUCUUUGUUCACAUAUUUGAGUAUUGGAUUUUAUUGAAGAAAACACGUUCCAUAAAUUCAAGGCCCUUCUCAUUGGUAAUUUCCCACACAAUCCCUCUGAAAUAGGAGACAGAAUAUAGAUUUUCCUUACUCUAUAGCGAGGAAAAUAGGCCUGGAUUACUGUGAGGUUUUCUAGACAUGUGGCUGGUGCAUAGAAGUUCCUUUUGACCAUGCAUCUAACCUGUGAGCUAGAGUGCACGUUUGCCUUUUUUUCCUUUUCAAAAGCCCAACUCAGCUAUUCCCUGAGUGAAUUUUAAUGAAGUUGAAUGGUACCUCUUUUUUUCUUAUUUAUCCUUGCAAGUAAUCUUCUCCUAAUUUCUCAGCUCUUCUCAUCUUUAAUGCUUUAUUAGGUUAUAUGAUUUACCCAGCAUUUUAAUUUCAGUUAUCUUAUUUCUCCUCCAUAACUAGCUCUGUGAGGUGGAUACUGCAAGUACAUUAACAAAUGAAGGAAUGGGCUGCCUGAGGCUGACAAGCUUUACCAAACCAUAAGUUCAUACAGGUGGUAAUGAACUAGAACCUGGAGAAUGAAUGAACCUGGAGACCUAGAAUCCAGGUCUUCUGAGCUCCCUGCCCAACCCUCUUUCCACAGAGACCACAGCUGCGUCCUUUCCUCUCAUUUCUUUACCUCCACCUAAUCUUUGUCUCCUGCACAUCCUAAGAUAUUAAACAUCUCUCAUCCCUAGUUCCACUCAAGCACUCCUCUACCACUUGGCUUCUUGAGCCAUGCUAGAAACAUGUUUUCACAGGCUAUCUCAUUUUGCUUUUCCCCUUUUUGUUGGAUUGUACCCCAUUAUUUCUUCUGAGUUGCAAUUAAACUCCUUCCUGGGAGACUUGAUCAUGACUAUAUAUCCACAAGAUACUGUGAUCACCAGCCUACUUCAAAUCCUCACCCACUUCCUGUUUCACCACAUAUCCCUACAAAAGACUCAGAUAAAUGUGCACUGCUCUGGAAGUUUUACCCGGCAUGCUAUUCUUAUUAAAGGGCUUAGAAAUGUUCUCAAGGGCUAUCGUCACUCUAGGAACCCCAUCUGUUGUAUUGGUGCUGGAUAUUUCCCAUGACUAAUCCUUAAUACAGUUCACUCAUGGCCAGUUAGACUUGGUGUGGUUUUCCCUUUCCUUAACAGCCAGUGAACUUCACUGCUCAACUCGGUUGGCCCUGUAAGCACCUUGCCCUACUGACUUUUACCAACAGCUCAGCCUUGCCUCACAGCCCCAGCUCCUGUGUGGAAAGAACCUUGAAGGUCUGUUCCGUAUCAGCCUUUAUUUUCAGUCCAUUUAAAAGCAUUAUCCUUCAGUGUCACCACCUCUCCAAACACACACACACCCAGAUUUCUGAUUCUCUGAGUUUCUGGUUUCUCCUUAGAGGCCAAACUAGAAAUGUUAGUUGGAAUUUUUCAAAGCAGGAAUAGGCUGGAAAUGUUAUCAAGCUAAGAAUGGUUAACAGAAGAGAUAGCUCCUUUUCUUCCCCCCAAAUUACUACAUCAAAAAGGAAAAUACACCCAUCUCGGAAUGUGACAAAAAUCAGAGUGGAAAGAUCAUAUAACUAUAUCUUGGCAGGAAGAAGCAAGGAGCUAGGUACGUUUCAGAAUAUAUCUUGGUUCCCCUUCCUUUGGGGACCUUGGGCUUCCCUGGUAGCUCAGAUGGUGAAGAAUCUGCCUAGGGUAGCUCAGAUGGUGAAGAAUCUGCCUGCAGUGCAGGAGACCACAGUUCAAUCCCUGGGUUGGGAAGAUCCCCUGGACAACAGAAUGGGAACCCACUCCAGUAUUCUUGCCUAGAGAAUUCCAUUGACAGACCAUGGGGGUCGCAGAGUCAGACAUGACUGAGCGACUAACACACCCCUUCCCAAGUUAAGUGGAAAGGAAAAAUAAACAAGCACCGUCUUUGCCCCUCCUUUUGUAAAUGAAAAACCCCUAACCCUGUGAAUCCUCCUAGUUACCUCAAACAUAUCCAGAUAGUAUAGUACCUGGGGCAUCAUUAUGCCCAUCAUCCAUUCAUUCUGCAUUUCAGCACCCACUCUGCAUCGAGUAUCAAGAGAGCCCCUGAGUGUGCCCUGUGCUCUUUUUUUUUUUUAAAUCAUCACUCAGGCCUUUCCCAAUCUCUAAAAGUCCACCGUGGUAGAUGAUUCAUGUCUAGCUGCCCCUCCCUUUCCUUGAGUCUGCGGUAGGACCCAGUAGAUGAGCACUUGAAGCAAGUCUGAAUUGUAGAUCAGACUUAACCCCUAUCAUAGCCCAGCUAAGCCUCAAAGCUGCUACUAUUCUUUUCUCCCCUGUUUGCAAGAGAUGCGGCUGACGGGCAGUGUGUGUGACAGGGAGGGAGGCACUGAAGGAUGAGUGCUUGUAGGUGUGUGAAGCAGCAUCUAACACCAUCAGCAAACUUGUGCAGCCGUGGACCUGAUGGAACUUGUUACCACGUUAUCAGCUUUGCGUGGCUUUUUCUUCAUUUUCCAUAGCCAAUCUCUCCCUGAACUCUAUAGAGAUGUUCUUCCUGACCACUCAAGAU